Molecule: messenger RNA, 2398 nt
Organism: Benincasa hispida (wax gourd)
Lineage: Eukaryota; Viridiplantae; Streptophyta; Magnoliopsida; Cucurbitales; Cucurbitaceae
Gene: SKB1
Product: SHK1 binding protein 1
Biological process (GO): regulation of DNA-templated transcription; peptidyl-arginine N-methylation
Cellular component (GO): cytosol; nucleus
Source: RefSeq, a predicted model, not a curated record
UCUUACUUAUGCGCUCCUCAAAGUCUUGAUUCAGUCAAACAUUCCAUCAAAAACCCUAUCAAAACCCUUUCUCUCUGUUUCGGCUUCUUCGACCUCAGUGUCUCACUGUCCGAAGCCGAGCGGCACGUUGAAGCAGGGCGCUGUUCUACGAAAAUGCCGCUUGGAGAUAGAGCUGGUGACAAGAGCGAGUCUCGCUAUUGUGGCGUCGAGACUGAAUUUGAUGACGACGUGCCUCAGCUCCUGCUCUCAAAUCUCUCUUCUGCUGGAUUUGAUUUUGUCGUCGCUCCUCUGAUGGAUCCAUCCUAUCGACCAAGCUUGAUGCAGAAAAAAAAUGGUGGUUCUGCCGUUCUCCCAUUUGCUGGAUCGGACUUGGUUUUAAGCCCAGCUCAGUGGAGCAGCCACGUUGUUGGAAAAAUUAGUUCUUGGAUCGACUUAGAUUCUGAAGAUGAUAUUCUACGAAUUGAUUCUGAGACAACUCUAAAGCAAGAGAUUGCAUGGGCUUCUCAUCUCUCUCUGCAGGCAUGCCUUCUUCCAGCACCUAAGGGAACAUCAUAUGCUAAUUAUGCAAGGUGUGUCCAUCAGAUUUUGCAGGGCCUUAAUAAUAUGCAGUUGUGGCUCAGGAUACCUCUGGUGAAGGUUGAUGAUGAUUCUACAGAUGUGAAGUCUGAUCAUUUGGUUGAUUCUUGGAAUUUGUGGAACUCAUUUCGUCUACUUUGCGAGCACCACAGUCAGUUAUCAAUUGCACUUGACGUUUUAAGUACGUUGCCUUCACCAAAUGCGCUUGGACGAUGGUUUGGGGAGUCUGUCAGAGCGGCCAUAUUUAGUACUGAUUGUUUCUUGACAAAUUCACGGGGAUAUCCAUGCCUGUCGAAGCGGCACCAGAAGUUGAUUACGGGACUUUUCAAUCAUUCCAUUCAGGUAGUUUUAUCUGGGAAACCAUUGCACAAUGUUUCAAGGGGAUCUGCAGAUUCGUCUACUGGUCUGAACAAAAAUCCUUCAGGUGUACAAUCUCAUCCGUUGAGGUGCUAUUUAGAUUAUAUUGCUUUUCUUUACCAGAGAAUGGACCCACUUCCUGAGCAAGAACGAAUUGAGCUGGGAUACAGGGACUACUUACAGGCCCCUCUCCAACCUCUUAUGGAUAACCUAGAGUCUCAAACUUAUGAAACUUUUGAGAAAGAUGCAGUCAAAUACAUUCAGUACCAACGAGCAAUUGUUAAAGCUUUAAAAGAUAGGGUGCCAGAUGAGAAGGCAUCUUCAAUAACAACAGUAUUGAUGGUCGUAGGCGCAGGUCGUGGACCUCUUGUUAGGGCUGCAUUGCAGGCUGGAGAAGAAACGGGUCGCAAACUGAAAGUUUAUGCUGUGGAGAAAAAUCCCAAUGCAGUUGUCACGCUUCAUAGUUUGGUUAAAAUGGAAGGUUGGGAAAAGAUUGUUACCAUAAUUUCUUGCGACAUGCGUUACUGGGAUGCUUCAGAGCAGGCUGACAUUUUGGUCAGUGAGUUGCUGGGCUCUUUUGGUGACAACGAACUAUCUCCUGAGUGUCUUGAUGGUGCCCAAAGAUUUUUAAAACAGGAUGGCAUUUCAAUACCUUCUUCGUACACGAGUUUCAUCCAACCAAUUACAGCCUCCAAGCUAUACAAUGAUGUUAAGGCACAUAAAGAUUUGUCCCACUUUGAAACUGCGUAUGUUGUCAAACUGCACAAUGUGGCAAGACUCUCGCCUCCUCAGCCUGCUUUUACCUUUACUCACCCAAACCGGACACCUGAACAAAGCAAUCAGCGAUAUAAGAAGCUCGUAUUCGAGAUACCGAACGAUACCGGUGCAGCCCUAGUUCACGGUUUUGCUGGCUAUUUUGAUGCGAUAUUAUACGACGACGUACAUUUGGGCAUUGAACCAUCAACAGCAACACCAAAUAUGUUCAGUUGGUUCGCUAUAUUUUUCCCAUUAAGGACUCCAAUGUGCGUGCGACCUGGUUCUCCGGUAGAAGUACAUUUUUGGCGUUGUUGUAGUCCUAACAAGGUUUGGUACGAGUGGUGUGUAACAUCUCCUUACCAAUCUCCGCUACAUAACGGUAACGGUCGUUCAUAUUGGGUCGGCCUAUAAAGAAAUAGAAAGAAAAUACUCGAGUUCUCAUCUGUGGCUAUGUGGUAAUAUAGUAAUUUCCUCUUUCGAAAUACACAUAUUAUAACUCUUUUUUGUGUCCUUUUAGAAUGUCGACUCUUUGCCAAAUGCAAAAUUACGCGUUGCUUGUCUUAGCAGUGCAGAAUUGUAGGAUGAUAUGUAGUUUUAAUGUAGAAUAAGUUUUAUAUCGACACCUAAGCAUGAAUGUUUUUCGAUCUUACUACUAGAUCAUUUUUUUAGUGAAUGUACAUUUAUAAAAUCACAUUUUUCCAUUUCUAAA